UGUUGUCUCCCUGCAGGUGCGAGCGGCCGCCUGCCCAGGGCAGCGCCGAUGUUCAGUUCGUAAGCGCGGCGUGCCUUGCCCACCACCCGUCUAAAUCAUGGUGAUCAUGUCAGAGUAUACCUCCGUGCCCGCUCCGAGUCAAGCCCAGCAACGGCCGCUGCGAGUUGGAUUUUAUGAUAUUGAGAGGACCUUGGGGAAAGGCAAUUUCGCGGUGGUUAAGCUGGCCAGGCACAGAGUAACCAAAACACGGGUUGCAAUAAAAAUAAUAGACAAAACGAGGUUAGACCCCAGCAAUCUGGAGAAGAUUUAUAGAGAAGUUCAGAUAAUGAAGCUUUUGAAUCACCCCAACAUUAUCAAGCUAUAUCAGGUUAUGGAGACAAAAGAUAUGCUUUACAUUGUUACUGAGUUCGCAAAGAAUGGAGAAAUGUUUGAUCAUCUGACCUCCAAUGGGCACUUGAGUGAAAAUGAAGCACGGAAGAAGUUUUGGCAGAUCCUUUCAGCAGUGGAAUAUUGUCACAGCCACCAUAUAGUGCAUAGGGAUCUCAAAACAGAGAACCUUCUGCUAGAUGCUAACAUGAAUAUCAAGUUAGCAGACUUUGGCUUUGGAAAUUUCUACAAAUCAGGAGAGCCUCUCUCCACUUGGUGUGGAAGCCCACCUUAUGCAGCUCCAGAAGUUUUUGAAGGCAAGGAGUAUGAAGGACCCCACCUUGAUAUAUGGAGCCUUGGGGUGGUGCUGUAUGUCCUUGUCUGUGGUUCUCUGCCUUUUGAUGGACCCAAUUUACCAACUCUGAGGCAAAGAGUGCUGGAGGGGCGGUUCCGCAUCCCUUACUUCAUGUCCGAAGAUUGUGAAACACUAAUCCGACGGAUGUUGGUCGUGGACCCAACCAAGCGAAUAACCAUUUCCCAAAUAAAGCAGCACAAGUGGAUGCAAGCUGACCCGUCUCUCCAACAACAGCAGUCUUUGUCCUUCUCCAUGCAAAACUACAAUUCCAACCUGGGUGACUACAACGAGCAGGUCCUUGGAAUCAUGCAAACACUUGGCAUUGACAGGCAGAGAACUGUUGAGUCUCUACAAAACAGCAGCUACAACCAUUUUGCUGCAAUUUAUUACCUGCUCUUGGAGCGCCUUAAGGAGUAUCGAAGCAGCCAGCUGUCGAGUCGUCCAGCAACUGGCCGUCAACAAAGGCCGAGGAGCUCUGACAUCAGCAAUGUUGAGAUGCCUCAGGAUGGUCUCACUAGUGAAACCCUGCGAUCAUCUCUGCUUUACCAGCAACCUCAAAGUCUAAUUCAGCCACCCUUGCAGGCAGAAAUGGACUGUGACAUGAACAAUCCAUUACAGCCUAUGUUCUUUCCUGUGGAUCCCAACUUCAACGGACUUUUCCGGAACCGAUCCAUUUCCCCCAACAGCCUGCUGGAAACCACCAUUAGUGAAGAAGUAAGGCAAGAGAAGGAGUUGGAGGAUGAAAUUAAGGCGUACGACCCCAUCCGUAUCCCUAACAACACCAGCAGGAGGCACACACUGGCUGAAGUCACCACUCAUUUCUAUCAGCAUGCCCCUCCAUGUAUAGUCAUUUCCUCUUCAGCAAGCCCCACAGAGGGAACUAGUUCAGACAGCUGCCUUACUUCAUCUUCAAAUGACAGCUCAGUGGCCCUGAGCAGUUGUUUGACAGGUCAAGUAAUGAUGGGGAGCCCAGCUACAGCUAGGGUGACGUCACCCUUCCUAGCUUCCCAGUCUGACGCUCCGGUGUUACAAGCCCAGGGCUGCAUGGGAGGUGCUUCUCUCCUGCCUGUCAGCUUCCAGGAAGGAAGGCGAGCAUCUGAUACCUCAUUAACUCAAGGCUUGAAGGCUUUUAGGCAGCAGCUGCGGAAGAACGCUCGAGCCAAGGGGUUUCUCGGCUUGAAUAAAAUCAAAGGCUUUGCUCGGCAGGUGUGUCAGUCCUCCUCAUCUCGGGCAGCAAGGAGUGCCAUGAGCCCUUUCCAACACACUCAGCCGAACACCUGCAUGUACAGCAGUGGCUGGAGCAGCAGAGAAGGAAGAAGCCUCUUGGAAGAGGUGCUACAGCAGCAGAGAAUGCUCCAGCUCCAGCAUCACCAGCUACUCCAGCCAGCUUGUCCCCAGACAUCUGUAACAAAUGGCAUCCCCUCCUCUGAUAGUACAGGCACCUGGAAAACAUCCAAUUCGCUUCUGUUGUCAGAGCUACAAAGAGAGAACUCAUUUGAGCUGGCCUUUGGUGGCAACGGCCAACUGCUUCGACCCCAUUUCUUUGGUGUAAGUGUGUCACCAGUGUCCUCAGCAGCUCACCUUCUAGACACUCACCUGUAUAUCAGCAGCAAUGUUUCUCCAGUCAGCGCCACCUUCUCUCAGCAACAGAGUUUCUCUGCGCAGUCUCCAAGCUAUGAUGCUGUCACUUUGCAGCAUGGGGACUGUGAAAUGGAGGACCUGACUUCCAGCCAGCUAGGGAAAUUUGUCCUGGUCAAAUGAGAGCUCUGGCUGCUACACUUCCCGCUGCUCUUUUUGCAAAGAACUUUCACCACCGUUCCAUGGCAUGUGUGGGUCCCUGGCUGGCUGGUGUGGACAAGUGACUCUCAGAAGCAAUAAAUUUUGAAGUAUGUGAAGAGGCCGUCUGUCUCAGAAAGCUAGCAACUUUAUAGAACUGAAACAAGCAAUAUGUAUGUCUUUUUGCUUCUACUACUCUUGCACUGAACAAAUAUGAAUAGAAACUGAUUUUUUUUUUUAACAAAAAAAUAAUGAUGGGGAAGAUGGGUGGGGCUUUUGUGGGGACAGGGAGGGAUGUGGUUGGGGAGGAACUCUUCGGUACUGUACUCAAGUCAAGACCAAUACAGCUCUGCUGUUAUGCAAGAUUAGCAGCUUUCAGUAGUGGUGACACAGCAGGGAGAGGCUUUUCAAAGAAGGGACCAGAGCCUCCCCUUUUCACAAUAUUCAUUUAUGGGUUUGUGAAGAUGAUUACCUCUUUUAAAGAAAAUAAACAAAAAAACAGUGGCAUGCACCAUUAUGCAUUCAUAGAAGACAAAAAUGGAAGCAUUGCCUUUUUUUCUUUUUAGUUAACACUCAUUUUAUUUUAAAGGAACCAACAUCCCCAUCCCACACCUCCCAGAUACUUAUACUUCAUGAAAACUGUGAAUUUCUUGCUUGAUUUGUCAGCUGGAAAAGCUAAAAAAUGUUCUAAUUAGCACAGGAACAAAUAAUCUCCUGAAAAUGUAUCCCUUCAUAUCAGGAUCGAAAUUGCAUAGUGUCUGGUCUUUUGGAGUGUGUGUUUGGGACUGGUGUGUUUUCGUGUACAUAUAUAUAUGUGUGUGUGUAUAUAUAUGUAUAUAGAUAUGCACACACAUGCAUAUAUUUUGUUGGUCUAAAUUAAUCUUUAGGAUUCUUUUUAUAAAUGCUAAAUUUUUUCGUAUUCCUGCAGAGGCACUGAGGAGGGAAGCAUUAGUAUUGGCAGGUUGCUGUGAAGGGUUUUCUUUUUAAAAAGCCCUCCUGGACGUUGCCUGCAAAGAUGUCUGAGAGGUAUUUCUUAGUGCUGCACGUUUUUAUUUCCGCUGCUAAUUAUGUUUUUAUGCAUUUCAUUAUCAGGGUCCAAAUAGAACUGACUCUUGGGGAAAUGUGCAAUAUUGAGGUUAUAAUUAUAUACUGACAAAGACAAAAGGAAUAGUCUAGAACAGAAUUCUACUCUAACAGAGUACAGCUAUUUCUGAACAAAACUGUAUUAAAAGUGAGUAAAACAGCACAAUCUUUGGGUGUUUGUUUUUGGUUGGUUUGUUUUUGGCAUAUUAGCAAAAAUAAGGUUUUGGAUUAGGCAGGUGUUUUUAUGUAUGGUUUUUAAUGCUCUAUAUGUAUAUAAAUAGGAAGCAGAAAACUAUAUAACACUAGUUAUUUUUUAUAUUUUGUAAUAUGCUUAUAUUGUGUUUCUGAUAUAAACCUCCCUGCUAAGGCAGAGCAUGACUCCUAUUAGUGUCAAUAGAGGUUGUGCUUCGGUGUAAAGGGGAGAACAGACCGUGCCCCUACAAAAAUAAAUAGGCUUGGGUGUUCAAACUUUGGAAGCAGGUAAGCAAGCAGUGAGCCAGCUUGGCUGGAAGUUACCGUUUGAAUGUCAGAAAAUAGUUUCUUUCUGUCUUGGUGCUUAAAGGGCCCAUCUCCUGGUGUGACACGGGGUGCCUUCAAGUUACCUUGGCUUCUUGCAACCUGCAGUAUUACGUAUUUGCAAAUAAUAUAGAUAACUGUUUUUUAAAAAAAAAACAACAACAAAAAAGCCAAAGAUUGACCAGGUUAAUUGGUGGGAGGGGGAAGGGUUGAAGAUGUCAUGUGGCUCUGUCUGUGGCUCUCCAUAAACGACCUCUUUAUCUGUGCGUAGUACCUGUGUGUCUAUAUUGGUGCAUCUCCAGCUUGCCACUGCUGCUACGUGGUCUGGAAGCUUCGAAGUGAGAAAAAUUACUUGAAUUGAAUUUCUGAAUGACUGGUGCCUUGCAGCAGAGAAAACACCAAAGUUUCAUGCUAAUUUAUUGCCAUUUUAAAAAAAAAACAUUGUGGGAAGAUGACUAGAGAGGAGGAUGAGAAGAAGCCAACUCAUCAUAAAGCAGCAACUCUGCCUUCAGUUUUGUAAGGGGUAGCACACAUACUUAAAAUGCAGAAUUGUUUCCUCUUCAAUAUUUGUUUGGUUUAAACGCAAUGGAUCAAAAGGCCACAGAUUCUUUUGUUUCCUGUCCUAAGCAAUGACAAGCACUUUACUUUCAUAGUAUUUUUUUUUCCCUUUUCCACUUGCUGUAGAACCUCUUUGGAAUUAUUGCUGGAGCAGAAAGAGGUCAUUUUAAAAAGUUUGUUUGUUUGGAUUUUUUUGUAGAUAUCUUGACAGUGCUGUUUUGCAGACUGCAAUGCAAUAGGGUAUUUAAAGACACUAUGUGAUUGGUUUAAUUAAGAUGUAUAGUUUAUUUUUUAUCAUGACUGAACAAUCAUUUUAUUUCUUAUGUUAAAAUGAGAUGUACACCAAAAUGAUUAGUCAAUGUGUUUUAUUUAAUAUUUAAAUAAAAAAUGUU
Molecule: messenger RNA, 5046 nt
Organism: Struthio camelus australis
Lineage: Eukaryota; Metazoa; Chordata; Aves; Struthioniformes; Struthionidae
Source: RefSeq, a predicted model, not a curated record